This is a messenger RNA of Pelobates fuscus (common spadefoot toad), 1350 nucleotides long. RefSeq names its product mesenteric estrogen dependent adipogenesis (gene MEDAG). The coding region runs from base 129 to 992 and encodes 287 amino acids. The record is from RefSeq and is a predicted model, not a curated record. NCBI's taxonomy places the organism in Eukaryota, Metazoa, Chordata, Amphibia, Anura, Pelobatidae. The transcript has 5 exons.
CCCUGUAGUGACUGUCAUACAGCCUGCACUCUGCUCUGCACACACACACACUCGUUAGUCUUGUUUCUGUCCUGAGUCAGUUUAUUCUUCUGCGCUUCCUGCUGUGUUAGCCGAGCUGAAGUGCAAUCAUGGCUGGAAUAGAAAAUCAAGACAGACGAAUGGCUUUGGAUAGGCUGCCAAGCAACAUCUCUAUGGCCUCUGUAAGCUCAGAAAUGCUACAGACCACAAGCACCGCCAACUGCGAGAUGGCCAUCUUGCCGCUGAGACUCCUGCUGGAGUUGCAGCCCCAGUACCUAAAGCUGGAGGACGAUACACUGAUCUCAGUCAAUCAAAAUGGAGGCUACAACAUAAUUAGUGACGAAUCAGUCAGUGUAGACGGUCGGCCGUGCAAAAUAUUCAACUAUAUCCAGAGGAAAGUAAAGCUUGAGAGCCACCAUGACUAUAAAGACUAUCGGGAAACAAUCCUUGCAAAACCAAUGCUGUUCAUAAUCAACACACGAAAGGUCAACACUGAUUCUGAAAGAACAUUUGCCUUUAUUGUAAAUACCCGCCAUCCACAAAUGAGAGCUCAAUUGGAAGGUGGCAUGAAUGAUGUAAUAUCUUCAGUCAUGGGAGAGAACUACCAACUACAGUUUGAAUUCCAAAAAGUUGUUCAAGACUAUCUCUUAAAAGAACGGUUCGAAUUGUUGGAUGACAACUUGAGUUUUUUGUAUGCAUUCAAAGUAGAUGUUUUUAUAGAUAUUUUUCACCUACUGGGCCUCAGCAAGAAAACAUGCCAAGUGAAUGGGAACAUUCUCAACUUGUACUGUAGAGCACCUGCAAAAAAAGAGAAAGUUAAAAUGUUCCUUUCCAAAAUGUCCAACCCUCUGAUCCGAAUGGGAAGCAGUGCUGAUCGCAGACUCAGUGUAUUUUCUCUAGAUGUCAUCACUGAAGAUCCAUUUAGCUCAAAUGAUGGACAGUUGGAAGAGCCAACAACACCUUUAACUACAUAAAUUAACAUAUUUGUUUGUAUACAUUUAUUUCAACAGCUGCUCUUAUAUAUGUUGGGGUACAGUUGGAAUAGCCAUAAUUUAACAACAAAAAGCACUUUUUUUUUACAAUGAACAAAAUUUCGUAGAACAAAAACAGUAUAUAGUUUUAACAUCACUAACGUCAUAAACAAUACAGACAAUUUUUAAAAAUCAGAUAAAGGCAUGUUUUGUUAUUUAAGUUCUGCGCUUCAGCAUUCUAUUUCUAUUUACCUGUGUACUAUUUGUUUUAUGUCUCGUGAUGAACUGGAUAACAGCACACUGCUGCCCAAAACCAGUUGACUGACUGACCACUUUUGGUCAUUUAACUGAGAGGGCCUAC